Messenger RNA from Tremella mesenterica DSM 1558, 2733 nucleotides. RefSeq lists its product as uncharacterized. Bases 1 to 2385 code for a protein of 794 amino acids. Gene Ontology annotation, cellular component: CAF-1 complex; nucleus. NCBI's taxonomy places the organism in Eukaryota, Fungi, Basidiomycota, Tremellomycetes, Tremellales, Tremellaceae. Gene Ontology annotation, molecular function: protein binding. The transcript has 8 exons. The record is from RefSeq and is a predicted model, not a curated record. Gene Ontology annotation, biological process: nucleosome assembly; DNA replication-dependent chromatin assembly.
AUGCGACCCAAGGUUUUGGAGAUUGCAUGGCACGAAACUCAAGCCGUAUAUUCAUGUGACUUCCAACCCCUUCCACCUGCUCAAGUCAAGCGGCUCCUACCCCCUGCUGACGAUUCCGAUGUCGAGCGGGAAAAUCAAAAAGAUAAAGACAGGGCUCCGAUACCGGUACCAAGGCAGUAUAGAUUGGCGACAAGUGGAGGUGAUAGUAAAGUCCGGCUCUGGAUGAUCCAUCCCAAUAUUCCCGCUGUUUCACCCAAUGCCCACGCCGCUCUCACUGGACAAGAAGUAACACUUCAUCCACCCCGUGCUGAAUACCUCACGACCCUGAGCAAACACACGGCAGCUGUGAACGUUGUCAGGUUCAGUCCAAAUGGUCAGAUAUUGGCCUCUGCUGGUGAUGACGGUAAUGUCAUUUUGUGGGUCCCUUCAGACCGCCCUGUCGCGACUUUUGGAGAGACUCCCGACGAUGUGCCGGAUAAGGAACACUGGCGUCUGCAGAAACUGUUGCAGGUCACCACCAAGCACGUUUACGAUCUCGCCUGGUCCCCCGAUGGUGAAUUUUUCAUCGCUGGGGCCACUGAUAACACCGCCACCAUAUGGAAAGCAGCGACGGGUGAAUGUGUGUUCGCCCUUCGCGAGCAUACUCACAACGUACAAGGUGUCGCUUGGGACCCUCUGAACGAAUACAUCGCCACCCAGAGCAGUGACAGGUCUGUCCAUGUCAACACGUUUGCGUUCCGUAACGGCGUCCCGGACGUUCAUCCUGUCUCACGUGCCACAAGAAUGGAAAUACGACAUUCUCGCACUCCAUCUUUCCCUUCUGCCCCUCGACCAAAUCUCACCAGGAGGGCUUCGACCACUUCUGAGGCUGGUUCCGUGAUCACACUGGCAUCUGAAAUGACGGACCUUCCUCAUCAUCCUUCGGCUUCGGUCCCACCCUUGACUCCUAGCGCAUCGGUCCCGUCGACACCCAUGGCUCAAGCUCAAGCCCAAGGGGCUCCGGCGGCAUUAUCAGCUAUGAACCCACCUCCUACCAAACCGACCUCCCGUAGAUCGUCUUUCUCCGGUUCUCAAGCUGCGGCAUCACCAUCUUUAUCAGCUAUCGCUUUCCAAGGUCGUGGUCGAUCUCCAUCACCUAUCCCUCCCCUGCCUGCCAUUCGCACUCCUUCAACUUCCGCCCAAGCUGCCAUGCAGCGGCUUUACGGUGAUGAAGGUGCCACUCGUUUCUUCAGACGACUUAGCUUUUCUCCAGAUGGAAGUCUGUUACUCACUCCUGCGGGACAGAUAGAAGAUCAAGUGUACCGGUUCUCUCCUAUGCUGAUCUCUCGAUCUUUGUCUCAAGAUGGGACUGGUCCAACACCUUCAGAUGUCCCACGACCCAAAGUGGGCGAAACCAAACCUACUGUUUAUAUCUACUCUCGUGCCAAUCUCGCUAAAGCUCCCGUGGCUCAUCUCCCAGGACAUAAAACUUCUAGUGUCGCUAUUCGAUUCUCUCCUGUCUUCUACGAUUUGCGCACCGGACCGGGAGCACAAUCAGAGCCAAAGAAUAUUACAUUGGAUAGAUCGGAUCCUGCACCCGUACAAGUGUCUCUGUCAAUGCCUCCUCCUCCACCACCGAGUAAGGAGAAGGAAAGGGACGAGAAAGAAAAGGAAAAGGAGAAACCACUCGGGAGUAUAUUUGCUCUACCUUACAGAUUAUUAUAUGCCGUGGUCUGUCAGGAUUCAGUGCUGUUAUACGACACUCAGCAAAGUGGACCUAUCGCGAUUUUCAAGGGGUUACAUUAUGCAGGUUUCACGGAUGGUGCUUGGUCUCCAGACGGUCAAGCGUUGAUGCUCUCUUCAUCCGAUGGAUACUGUUCAAUCAUAGUAUUCGACCUUGCCGAACUAGGUACCGUCCAUCCUACUCAACAACAUCAUCGACAACUACAAGCCAUCGCUCAAUCUCAUUCUUAUCUACCACACCAUCAUUCCCUUUCCGCAUCGUCGACCCCAGUCCCCAACUCUCCCCGUGUAAGUACCAUGGGUAUGCGACAAUCCCCAGCCCCACCUCGAUCUGAACGAGAGGGCUCUACAGCCAGUUCAAUAGCUUUACCCCCAUCCGCCGAACGAACCAGACCAUACGGUAUGGUAGGAGCUUCCAUACCACCUCCACCCAGCUCCAUAUCGAGUACCGAAGCCGUCCCUCGGACGCCGGACGAGACGACUGAUACGUACACUUUAGGAAUGACGGGUCGAUCAAGACGAUCGGAAAGUGGGUCAUCGACUGUAGGAUUGGGACUGGGGUUCCAUGAGGAGACGAAGAGACCGUCAGAAGGGACAGGGACGGAAGAAGGACCAAAGAAGAAAAGAAGAGUGGUUCUGACUCAUCUUGGGGAAAGCAAGUGAUUUCUUUGUUAUCUCUUGUGAGUGAAUAGAGUGGAGGAAAAGUGGUUCUUGUCCUUCUACGUGAUUGAAAGAAAGUCGACUUUGGAAGUGAUCCAAAAUUGGAUGGUUAUUUUUGGCAUGUUUUACGAUCAGAAGAUUUAUCGAGCUUGAUAGAGCUGGACGGAGAAAGAUGUGAUUGAGGAUAGUAGACGAGUACAACGUGGAUCAGUUACGUGAGAUGUUGAGUAUGGAGGGAUUAAAGAGUGACAGUGAGAGAACAAAAGAACGGUAUUAGACGAAAGAGAUGAUUGAUCAUUAUUGACAAGUAUGUUCAAACAAACACUAAAUUGAUGCAUGUAUUUUCCACAG